AUGUAUAAAUUAAUAUCUGGAACAUCGAAUAUCAAUAAGAGAUCAAUAAAGAUAUCGAAUGAUUUGUCGAAAUGUGUGAUCCGUUGCAUAUCCAAUCGAAAAGAUUUAAAGGUCCAUUAUGAUGCUGCCAUAAUCGGAGCAGGGCAUAAUGGCUUAGUUGCGGCUGCUUACUUGCAAAAGGCUGGAUUGAACGUUGGCGUAUUCGAAAAUAGAGAAAUUAUCGGCGGAGCUGCUGUUACAGAGGAAAUUUUUCCAGGAUUUAAAUUUUCUCGAUGCUCGUAUGUACUAAGCUUACUAAGACCACAAAUUAUUAAGGACCUCGAACUCAAGAAAUUCGGGUUGAAAGUUUAUAUCCGUGACCCAAGCUCUUAUACGCCAGUUUUGAAAGAGUAUUCCAACGGUGUUCCUAAGGCAUUGAUGCUUGGCCGGGAUGGUGACGAAAAUAGGCGCCAAAUUGCUCAAUUUUCACGUCAUGAUGCAGAAAUUUUUGAUAAAUACGAGGCAUUCUUAGCAGAAAUAGUUUCAGCUAUUGAUCCGUUAUACGACCAUCAAGCACUUGAUAUUGAUGCCAUAAUGAACGGUAAUAUAAAGGCUAAAUGGAAAAAUUUGCCAUCGCUGUACGCCCUCCUUCAAACAGGUGUUUUGUUGAUCCUAGGGAAAAAUAUCCCUGAUUUUAUUAAAUUAAUGUCUGCCCCUGCCAUUAAGAUAAUUUUAGAUACCUGGUUUAAAUCUGACGUUUUGAAAGCCACAUUGGCUACUGAUGCAGUAAUUGGAACUACAACUAGCCCAUAUCUUCCGGGCAAUGGAUACGUAUUACUCCACCAUGUUAUGGGAGAGGUUGACGGCAUAAAGGGUGCUUGGGGCUAUGCUGAAGGUGGUAUGGGUGCUGUUUCCUCAGCAAUUGCUAGAUGUGCCGAAUCUCACGGCGCCUCUAUUUUUACUAAUUCUAGUGUAAAAGCAAUCACUUUGGAUUCAAAAUCGAAAAAAGCAGUUGGAAUAGUAUUGAAGAGUGGGGAAGAGAUUUCUGCAAGAGUUGUCUUAUCUAAUGCAACACCGUAUAUAACUUACACCCAACUGCUUCCGAAUGAGGCUUUGCAGGAGGAACACGUUAGGAGCAUAAGAAACUUUGAUUACUCAUCUCCUGUAGCAAAAAUUAACGUGGCGAUUAAUCAGCUACCGAAUUUUACCGCUACACCGAAUACUACUAAUAAGCUACCUGGUCCUCAACAUCGAGGAACAAUUCACUUAAAUUGUGAGCAUCCUAAACUUAUCCACGAUGCUUAUGAAGACCUAAUGAAAGGAGAAAUAUCAAAGAGACCUGUUAUAGAAAUGUGCAUACCUUCCGCUAUCGAUCCAACUAUUAGCACCGCCAGACUUACAAAAAAUCUUCGGCCUAACCAGCGGCGUAUGUCUAUUUAA
This is a messenger RNA of Trichoplax adhaerens, 1419 nucleotides long. RefSeq lists its product as uncharacterized. NCBI's taxonomy places the organism in Eukaryota, Metazoa, Placozoa, Uniplacotomia, Trichoplacea, Trichoplacidae. The transcript is spliced from 12 exons. The record is from RefSeq and is a predicted model, not a curated record. Gene Ontology annotation, molecular function: oxidoreductase activity. The coding region runs from base 1 to 1419 and encodes 472 amino acids.